UAAGGUAAACAACCAUAUGUUAAGCGACUUAAAAUUAAUGUUAAAAAAAAAUUCAAUUUUAAGAAAAGAACCAUGAUAAAUUUACUAUUGUUAGUUUUUUUGUUAAUAGUAGUUUUGGGUUUUUCGCUUUGUGAGAACCCUGGAAUCCAAUUAAAGCUGACGGAAAAUGGCAUAAAAUAUGCUGUUAAAGAAGGUCUUCCCUAUUUGCGAGAUGAUUUACUCUCGGAGAUGAUAAACUACAAUGGAGAAAGUGGAAACUUGGAAUUUAAACUACAAAAUCUGCAUAUGUCAAAGAUAGAUUUUGGAGAAGUAUUUUUAACGCCGAUAUCAGGAAGAGGGAUCAAGUGUUCUGUCAAUAUUGACAUAAUUGAAGCUGUUGGUAUAUUUUUUUACAACUACAAGACGAUUUUCGGAAUUAAUAUUCAUGAUACAAUUGGGUUUAAUGUAAACAUCUCAAAUGUUGAGUCGGCAUUAAGUGUGGAAAUCGGUUCAAAUAAAGAUGGCCGUCCAUCAAUUAACUUUUUUGAUUGCUCUUUGAAAAUUAACAGUCUAACCGUACAAAUGAAUGGAAAAGACAAAUGGCUUUAUGAUUUAAUAAAUCCUCUUGUUGAGUCGACACUCGAAAUUGUAUUUUCUCAACUUUUUUGCAAUAUAGUAAAGACAAAGGUUGAAGAAAAUAUAAAGAACAAACUUGCAACUUUUACAGAAAUAAUAAACAUUGACAGUUUGGCAAAAAUUGACUUGUCGCUUACUCAACCUCCAAACUUUACUGAUAAUUAUGUACAAUUUUUCUUUAAGGGAAAGUUUUUAUUACAAAACGACUCUUCUUUAAACCAAUUUUUGUUACCUCAACCAACUGUGUCUGAUGAAGAUACACAAAUGCUUUAUCUUUGGAUAACCGACUAUACAAUUAACACAGCUGCAGAAGUCUAUCAUAAAGGAGGAGCUUUAACACAAGAAAUUUACAGUUGGGAUCCUAAGACUCCCAAAGAUCUUCAAAAGUUUCUCCAGACAUCAACAUUUACUUUGUUUUUUCCAGGUCUGUUAAAGUAUGGUGGCGAGAAGAUGGCUCUCUUUAUCCGAUCGUAUAAACCACCUCAAGUUUUAAUAGAAAAAGAUGAUUUUAAAAUAAAUUUGUUCACAGAAGGUAUGUUCAAAGUGCGAGAUAACGAUUUGACAUUAGAUGCGUUUUUAAUCAAGUUUGAUAUAAAAGCUGUUGCAGAAAUAUUUGUCUCAAACAACAAAAUCACUGCUAAAAUUUCAGCCUUUGAUUACGAUGCUGUGGUCGUUCGUUCUUAUGUUGGAAGUGCAUUGAUACCACUAGAUUCUUUUUUAAUAAAGAAAUUAGUUGAUGCUGCAAUAAUCAAAAAUGCAAACUCUUUCCUAGAUAAUGGCUUUUCACUUCCACCAAUCAGAGGCAACGAAAUAACAAAUCUUAACAUUAAGUUAUUAAAGAAUACCGUUCAAGUUGGAGGAGAUGUUCAUAGCUCAGCAGAGAACAUGGUGAACAGCCUGCUUAGGAAUAAUAUGAUCUUUAAAUGACGUCAAAUAAUUCUAUUGAAAUUUCUUUUUACUAAACUAUAAUUGACCUUUGUAAUUUUUCUUUAGGUUUGUUAUUAUAUUUUUGUUGUUAUUGUAUAUUAGUAUAUAAAAUGUUUAUCAAGUUUAUAAUAAAGAGCAUUAACCAAA
Hydra vulgaris (swiftwater hydra) is the source of this 1689-nucleotide messenger RNA. Its product is annotated as lipopolysaccharide-binding protein. Gene Ontology annotation, molecular function: lipid binding. The record is from RefSeq and is a predicted model, not a curated record. NCBI's taxonomy places the organism in Eukaryota, Metazoa, Cnidaria, Hydrozoa, Anthoathecata, Hydridae.